AAAAAAAUUAAUAAUAUAUUUAUAAAAAAAAAUUUAAAGUCUUAUAACAUAUUUCAUUAUGUCAUAUAGUAAAAAUAAAUCAAUUAAUAAUGCACUUAAGAGAUCAUAUGCAUUAAUGGAUUCAAAUGUUCGUAAUAGUGCACACAAAAGUCAUGAAUUUAGAAAACAAACAAUUCUUAAUGAUGAAUCACUUACGGAAAAUGAAAAAUCUGAAGCAAUAAAAAUACUAACUAAAACUUAUGAUCAUAACAAAUUUAUUUCAAAUAAAGGAACAAGAAGAAUUUGUGAAAAUUGUAACCAAGAAUGUUUAGCUACAACAUAUUGUGAAUAUUGUGUUCGAAAUUAUUUAAUAGUAAAAUUUUCAAAUUGGACAUCUGGAAAUAAUGAUAUUGAUAAUUUAAUACAAGAAUGUCAAAUGAAAACAGUUGCUCCAGAUUUAAUACCAGAAUGGAUUCCAUAUAAUAGUCUUAAAAAUAUUAAAUAUCUAACAAAAGGUGGAUUUUCAGAAAUUUAUACAGCAACAUGGAUUAAUGGAAGAUAUGAUGAAUGGGAUUCUAUAAAACAACAAUUAAAAAGAUUUGAAAAACAAAAAGUUGUACUUAAAAAAUUAGAAAAUGUUGAAAAUGCAAGUCAAAGUUGGUUUGAAGAGGCUAAAUCACAUUUAAAAAUAAGCAAUAAAUGGAGUAAUAUUGUCCAAUGUUUUGGAUUAACACAAGAUCCAUCAAAUGGAAAUUAUAUGCUUGUAAUGAAUAAAUGUAAUAUGGAUUUAAGAAAAUAUUUACAACAAAAUCAUAAUCAACUUACAUGGAAGGAAAGAAUUCAAAUUAUUACUAGUAUAACUAUUGCACUUAGAAGGAUUCAUUAUGAAAAUGCAAUUCAUAGAGAUUUGCAUUCCGGAAAUAUAUUAUUUAAAACAAAAUUUUCUAUUAGUGAUCUUGGAUUUUGUGGACCAGCAGAUAAACCAUUAAAAAGUAUAUAUGGAAACCUUCCUUAUAUAGCACCUGAGGUUAUUAUUGGAAAAGAACAAUCUUUUAAAUCUGAUGUUUAUAGUAUUGCAAUGCUUAUGUGGGAAGUUUCGUCAGGAGAACCACCAUUUAAUAAUUACGAACAUGAUUAUGAUCUUGCAAUGAAUAUUGUUAAUGGUAUAAGACCAAAAAUUGUACCAGGAACUCCUUUAGAAUAUAAAAAUUUAAUGAAACAAUGUUGGGAUGCUGAUCCAUCAAAAAGACCUGAUAUUCGUACACUUCGGGAUAAAAUAAUGGAAAUUAAUUUAUUUUAUCAAAGAACAAAUGAAUCAUUAACUCAACCAGAAGAAAAUAAUAAUUUUGAAAUGAAAAAUUGUACUAGCAGUAGCAAACUAUUUACAAGUAGACUUCAUCAAUUUGACAAUCUUCAUGAACCAAGAAAUGCGACAGAAGAAGAACAAGAAGCAUUUCAUAGUAAUAAAUCAUAUGAUUUUUAUAUUCCAAAUAAUAUUGAUGAUUUUAAUAAAUCAAAUAGUAAGAAAAAUAGUACUUCAAAAAUGAGUACCAUAUUUAAAGUUGGCAGUAAAAAGUUAUCCAAUAUAUUUAAAAGAAGUUCAAAAAAUGGCAAGUAAAGUGAUUAAGAGUAUGUCAAUUUUAUUAUAA
This is a messenger RNA of Rhizophagus irregularis DAOM 181602=DAOM 197198, 1628 nucleotides long. Lineage: Eukaryota; Fungi; Glomeromycota; Glomeromycetes; Glomerales; Glomeraceae. The record is from RefSeq and is a predicted model, not a curated record.